AUGUAUUCAGCUAAUUCACCACUAACACCAUGUGCUCACUACCAGCCUGGAUUCAUGGCUAAUUCACCACUAACUCCGAGUGCUCACUACCAGUCUGUAUUCACAGCUAAUUCACCACUAACUCCAUGUGCUCACUACCAGCCUGUAUUCACAGCUAAUUUACCACUAACACCAUGUGCUCACUACCAGCAUGUAUUCACAGCUAAUUCACCACUAACACCAUGUGCUCACUACCAGCAUGGAUUCACAGCUAAUUCACCACUAACACCAUGUGCUCACUACCAGCAUGGAUUCAUGGCUAAUUCACCACUUACACCAUGUGCUCACUACCAGCCUGUAUUCACAGCUAAUUCACCACUAACUCCAUGUGCUCACUACCAGCCUGUAUUCACAGCUAAUUCACCACCAAGACCAUGUGCUCACUACCAGCCUGUAUUCACAGCUAAUUCACCACCAAGACCAUGUGCUCACUACCAGUCUGUAUUCACAGCUAAUUCACCACUAACACCAUGUGCUCACUACCAGUCUGUAUUCACAGCUAAUUCACCACUAACACCAUGUGCUCACUACAAGCAUAGAAUCACAGCUAAUUCACCACUAACACCAUGUGCUCCCUACCAGCCUGUAUUCACAGCUAAUUCACCACUAACACCAUGUGCUCACUACCAGCCUGUAUUCACAGCUAAUUCACCACUAACACCAUAUGUCACUUACACUACCUCACCAUUGCUCACUACCAGCAUUUCACAGCUGGGAUUCACAGAGCUCACUACCAGCCUGUAUUCACAGCUAAUUUACCACUAA
Molecule: messenger RNA, 804 nt
Organism: Pelobates cultripes (western spadefoot toad)
Lineage: Eukaryota; Metazoa; Chordata; Amphibia; Anura; Pelobatidae
Source: the annotation of a GenBank genome assembly